This is a messenger RNA of Tetrapisispora phaffii CBS 4417, 1281 nucleotides long. RefSeq lists its product as uncharacterized. The coding region runs from base 1 to 1281 and encodes 426 amino acids. NCBI's taxonomy places the organism in Eukaryota, Fungi, Ascomycota, Saccharomycetes, Saccharomycetales, Saccharomycetaceae. The record is from RefSeq and is a predicted model, not a curated record. The transcript has a single exon.
AUGCUGCUCAAGUUGUCCUAUGUGCUGGCUGCUACAUGGUUUAAUGGUGCUAAUGUUCUAGCUGCUUCAGAUAAUAGCACUACGCCAAGGAGUUACUCUUCUACUUUCUCCCAAUACAGGUUUUCGUCUCUGUACUCUUCUGCCAGUGAGAAUAAUGGGAGUUCUCAACAGAUGUCGAGUUCCACCGGAUACUCUUCGAGCUUAUUCCAGUCGUCAUCAUUAACUACAUCGUACGUAUCGUCGUCGUACUUGUCGUCAUCAUCUUUAACAUCAUCGUCGUCGGAAUCGUCGGAAUCAUCGUCGUCGUCAUCGUCGUCAUCAAGCUCAAGUUCUAGUCAUACGGAACGUUCAUCAAUAACAGAGUCCUCUUCUUCAACAUAUGAAUCAUCAAGUUCCUACGAGUCCUCCUUUAGUCAAACCGAAUCUACUUCGCAACACCAACCUUCUUCAACAGCAUAUGAAUCCCCUUCAUCUUCCAUGGAUGAACCUUCUACUAGUGCAGAAUCUUCGGCGUCUUUGCUUAGAGCAACUCUAACAACAGUUAUCAACGGUUCAACCAUCCUUUCUGAUAUCUAUGUCACAUUGUCAGCAACAGCCACCGCUAGUGCAAAUAAUAAUAAUACAAAUGCAAAUAAUCAUAGUGGUCUUUCAAAAAAGAAUAGAAAUAUCGUCAUCGGUUGUGUCGUCGGUAUUGGUGUUCCAGUGCUUCUAGCGUUAUUAAUCAUUUUCUAUAUUUUUUGCAUACAAUCAAAGAAGACUGAUUUUAUUAAUUCAGAUGGCCAAGUCGUUACUGCAUACAGUGCAAAUAAAUUUACAGCUUGGUGGUAUAACCUACUGGGGAAAGAUACAAGCGAAAAGUACGAAACCAAAUCCCCGCUUGGUGGUUCUUCUUCAGAUUUAGAUGAACAAUUGAAUGAUCGUUCAUCUUUAAAUAAUGACGAUUCAUUAGAUCUCCUGGUCACAAGGGAUGAAUUUAGACAUAGCAGAGGCCAUAGCUUAAACCAACUCCCUUCUCCCAGAUUACCAGCAACGACAAUAGAUAGAAAUGGAAGUAUUAGAACAAAUCAAAACUACAAUGGUCGUGGAACAAUAAGGAUACAGAAUGGAUUACCAAGUGAUUUGAAUGAAGAACCAGAUCAUGUGGACAAUGCCGUAAAUGAAAACCGUAAUAGUCAUGCUAAAAGUAAUAGUGACUCAAGUAAUUCGAAUUUCACCAGUAUCGAAGAAAAUAAAUAUUACGAAGAUAACGAUUCGAAUGAAAUUAAUCCAAGAAACUUUUAA